Molecule: messenger RNA, 779 nt
Organism: Rhipicephalus microplus (southern cattle tick)
Lineage: Eukaryota; Metazoa; Arthropoda; Arachnida; Ixodida; Ixodidae
Product: venom metalloproteinase BumaMPs1-like
Biological process (GO): membrane protein ectodomain proteolysis
Molecular function (GO): metalloendopeptidase activity
Source: RefSeq, a predicted model, not a curated record
AUCACCAGGCACUGCUUAUUCUCACCAUGCAACUGAACGUAAUGAAAUGGUGUGUCCUUGUCCUCGCGGUUGUCCACGAAAACAAAGCCGCUGAAACUGUCUAUCCAAGAAUGCUAGAAAGCAGAGCUGAAGAUGGCUCAAAGAUUGUGAAAAUAUCAGGUGACUUAACACUGACUCUGCGGAAAAGUUCUAUUUUUUCAGAAGAGUUCUUCAUUCAUAGCACUCGGGAUGGUGUACCAAUUGCUUACCACAUGAGGGGUUCUGAACUAGAGAAGAACUUGUAUCAUGAUGAAGAACGAAUGGCAUCUGUGCAUUUGUCUGAAGAGGAUGGCAUAACUAUUGAGGGUGUUCUUGGAGAUACAUUGCGGAUAAAGCCAGAGGAAGGAAGGGAGCGAUCUGCGGAUGGCCAGGUUGCUCACACUCUGUUCGAUGUCGAGUACGCGGAUGGUGAAGGCCUCAACCCAAAUGAUUAUGGUGCCGCCGGUGCCCCCCUCGUCGCCACUGCAUCUAAAAUAGCCACCACCACUGCCAUGCUCACUUGCACCAUGGCCAGUGACUGCCACUGCUGUCACUUCUGCUGCCAAUACUGCAACUGCUGCCAGCCUUGCCGCCGUUACUGCCACCGUGGGUCCGGCGCUGGUAGCACUCUGGUCCGGACCGCGCCCCAUUUACCCCCACCACUCAGGUCGUUGGUGGCGAGUGAGAGUAGCCAGUUUCGUGACGGGUUUCAUUCAGCACUGGCCCAGGGCGCUCUCUUCAGGAUGGUCUUGGCUGCCUGA